AUGUUCACGCUGUACGGAGCUCUGGCGUUGAUGUCGCAAGUGCUGGUGACCUCCAGUUUCUUUCAGUACGAGAACGAGACAGAGACUGAUAACACGCAGGAGAGUAAUACAAUGACAGAUGCACUGGACGAUGAUCAAUUAGAGGAUAAAGUCAGCCAGAAGGUCAAGUCCGAGCCAUUACCAAAU
Sphaeroforma arctica JP610 is the source of this 186-nucleotide messenger RNA. RefSeq lists its product as hypothetical. The transcript has a single exon. NCBI's taxonomy places the organism in Eukaryota, Ichthyosporea, Ichthyophonida. The annotation marks the transcript as partial. The record is from RefSeq and is a predicted model, not a curated record.